Molecule: messenger RNA, 873 nt
Organism: Arabidopsis thaliana (thale cress)
Lineage: Eukaryota; Viridiplantae; Streptophyta; Magnoliopsida; Brassicales; Brassicaceae
Gene: DUT1
Product: DUTP-PYROPHOSPHATASE-LIKE 1
Exons: 1
Coding region: 17-640 (207 amino acids)
Biological process (GO): dUTP catabolic process; dUMP biosynthetic process
Cellular component (GO): cytoplasm
Molecular function (GO): dUTP diphosphatase activity; magnesium ion binding
Source: RefSeq, marked reviewed
ACACACACUCCAUUUAAUGGCGGAACUACGACGCUUCUUCGUCAUCACAACAACAACAAUUCGACCUCAAUUGAAAUUAGGGUUUCUCUGCAACUCCACAAACAGACUCUUAACAAAACUUCGAUUCCCAAUUUCAACAAUGGCUUGCGUAAACGAACCAUCACCUAAACUCCAAAAGCUCGACCGAAACGGAAUCCAUGGCGAUUCAUCACCAUCACCAUUCUUCAAAGUGAAGAAACUCUCCGAGAAAGCUGUUAUACCAACACGCGGCUCACCACUCUCCGCUGGAUACGAUCUCUCAAGUGCGGUGGAUUCAAAAGUUCCAGCGAGAGGUAAAGCGCUUAUCCCAACGGAUCUAAGUAUCGCUGUUCCCGAAGGAACUUACGCGAGAAUUGCGCCGAGAUCUGGUUUGGCUUGGAAACAUUCGAUUGAUGUUGGUGCUGGUGUGAUUGAUGCUGAUUAUAGAGGACCUGUUGGUGUGAUUUUGUUUAAUCAUUCUGAUGCUGAUUUUGAGGUUAAGUUCGGUGAUCGAAUCGCGCAGUUGAUUAUCGAGAAGAUUGUGACUCCUGAUGUUGUUGAGGUUGAUGAUUUGGAUGAGACUGUUCGUGGUGAUGGUGGUUUUGGUUCUACUGGUGUCUAAGUGAUAAUCAUCUUCUUCGUUUAUGAAUGUGUUUUGGUUUUUAAUUUCGUCGAACAGUUUGUGGGCAUUAUUAUUGUACUAUCUCUUUGCUUCAUCUUUAGACUAUUCAAACAAACUCUCACUGUUUUUUUUCUUUGUUGGGCUACAAAAUGAAUCAAUUACAAGAAAAGAAAGAAGAGAUGACUUACACAAAAACCAAGCCAAAACAGAAAGAAGAGGUCUCUUUAAUGGAG